UAAAAAAAACCCAAAGCAUUGAGUCAAUUCGGUUGUUUGUAUCCUUUUUUUUCUUUUUUUCGUUGUUUGGUGUGUGCGUUUUUUUUCUUCUUCUCCAAAUCAACCAAAAUCAUACGAAUUUGGUUAAUUUUCAUCGGAUUUAGUUAAAACGGGUAAAGAAUUUCGGUCAAAUUGACUAAAAUUGGAGUAAUUUUUUUUCUGGUUGGAUCGAAUCUUUUUUUUACUGUUGUUGUUUUUUCAACGAAAAAAAACCUUAAUUAUGGAUGAUGGUGAUUUUAUGAUAACAUCGAUUGCUGAAAUUGAAACAUCAACAACAACAACAACCGUCGAUCAAAAUCAUCAUUUAAAUAAUCAUCAUGGUUAUAAUAAUGAAACAACAUCGGCUACAAAUAUUUUAAUGAAUUUAUCGGAUGGUAAUACUGAUGAUAACAAUCACAAUCAGAAUCUUGAUGAUCCAAAUGACAAUAUCAUUCAUCAAAAUGAUAAUGAUCAAAGACCAUUAGCUAAACGUAAUCUUUAUGUAAUGGAUAAAAAUCAUGAAAUUGUACCACUUGCAUCAAUUCAUCAAAUAUUAUGUGAUGAAACAUUAAAACAUAAUUAUCAUGGACAAAAAAUUUUAGAACUUUUACAACAAGAUCAUGAAGAAAAUUAUGAUGGUACAAUUGGUGGUGCACGUUUACCAGAUAGAUAUAUCAAUGAAUUUACCCGAAUUGUUUGUGAUUAUUUAGUACGGUUAUUUAGUGAAUAUCCAAUUUGUGAACAAUAUGAUUUAUUUUCACGAAUGAUUGUUGAAGAAUUUCCUCGACUUGGUCCAGAAGAAUUAUGGUUUUGGCGUGCUGAUAUUAAAGCCGGUAUAUUGAAACAUACGGGAAAACUGUGUACACGUUUAGAAAAUCAACGUAAACCAAAUACAUAUAAACGACGACGAUUGCGUAAUAUGGGACCUGAUGGCCAGCCAUUAAUUGAACAAUUUCAACCAAAUCGACCAACAAAAGUUAAAUUACAAUUUUUUAAUCAACAAGGACAAUCAAUUUUUAUUGAAGGUUUAAGUACACCGUUAUCAACAACAAUAACCGAAUCGGCUACAGAAACGAAAAAAAACAAAAAUAGAUCACAGAAAAAUCUAUCAUCAUCAUCAAUGAGAAAUAAUAAUAAUUUUGAAGCAUCGGUUACAAUGUCCGAAUUACAAGAUGAUGAUGAUGAUGAAACAGGAGCAGAUUGUGGUGGUUUUGAUGAUAAUUAUGAUGAUGAUGAUGAUGAUGGCAAUAAUGAUACGAUUCGAGAACAAGAAAUGACAAAUGAUAAUGGUAAAGAUAAAUCAAAUUAUCAUCAUAGAUCAUCAUCAACAACAGCAACAACGACAACAACAAAAAAUGACAACAAAAAUCAUCAAUUUCGUACGAAUAAUAAUGCGAAUAAUAAUAAUAAAUCAUUUGAAUUUCAUAUUAAACGCCCAAUACGACCAUCAACAAAUCAUCCUGAUGAUAAUGAAAACGUUGACAACGACGAAGACGAUGAUGAUAAUGAUGGUUGUUGUGAAAAAUGUGGUCAUCAAACAAAACGUAAAAGUAGUGGACAACAACAACAACAACAAAAAUCCAAAAAGAAACGUAAUGGUGGUCAUAAUGGUUUUAAAAUUGUUGUAUAUUGUUAUCCAAUUGAUUGAUUGAUUUCGAUUUGAUUGAUAGGUUUUUGGUGGGUUGAUUG
Molecule: messenger RNA, 1707 nt
Organism: Dermatophagoides pteronyssinus (European house dust mite)
Lineage: Eukaryota; Metazoa; Arthropoda; Arachnida; Sarcoptiformes; Pyroglyphidae
Source: RefSeq, a predicted model, not a curated record